AUGUACACGAAACUUGUUCGUGAAUCAGAUUCGAUCAACUUUGAGACACCUGCUAAGUUCACACUUACAGCAAAAUACGAUCAUUUAUAUACAUAUGGUGAAUUUCUUAAAUUUACGCCGACAGAUGUCCAAACAACAUUUGGCGGCUGCUAUAAGAGUUCUGUAGGUAAAUUUGAAUUUGCUAGGCUUCAACAAGAUAACUUUAAUGUCCGCAUCAAACCAAAAUUAAAUUAUAUUGUUGGUCCUGUUAAGCUUCGUGUUGGAUUUAAGAACAAAGCACACUUAAAAUACGAAUACAAGUUCAAACAGCCAUACGUACCAACAAUUAAAACCGAUACAAAAGUUGUUUUGAAGGAUUUAUUCGAAGAAGCUCCAAAAUUUGAAAUUUACACAGAAAACGUCUUCACUUAUAAGAUUUCAAGCUUAAUGGCUUACUAUUCCAGAAAAGGAAACUUAAACAACACAGAAAUAUCAGCCCAUCUCAAUCUUCCUCAAUUUUCUGCUGCAGUUUUCACAAACUUCAAUCAGAAGAGCUACGGAGUCAUUGGAACAUCAGAGAUCAAUAAAUAUCCAGUUGCUUUCCAAUUGAAAAAUACUCCUCAAGGAUUUGACUUCAGAGUUGGCGGAAAGAUCAAAGGAGUCCAGAAUAGUCUUUCCCUUUACAUACAGAACAUUACAACUCUUUGUGCAAAGAUUGAACUUCAUUUCUCGAAACCAUUGACAUUUACAGGCUGGAUGAAGACUCUUGUGACUAACACAGAGAAUGCUACAUAUGGUUUCAAUAUCAACCUUGACUAUGAUAAAUUAAAAUAA
Messenger RNA from Trichomonas vaginalis G3, 813 nucleotides. RefSeq lists its product as uncharacterized. The record is from RefSeq and is a predicted model, not a curated record. The coding region runs from base 1 to 813 and encodes 270 amino acids. The transcript has a single exon. Lineage: Eukaryota; Parabasalia; Trichomonadida; Trichomonadidae.